Mizuhopecten yessoensis (Yesso scallop) is the source of this 595-nucleotide messenger RNA. Its product is annotated as baculoviral IAP repeat-containing protein 7-B-like. NCBI's taxonomy places the organism in Eukaryota, Metazoa, Mollusca, Bivalvia, Pectinida, Pectinidae. Gene Ontology annotation, molecular function: cysteine-type endopeptidase inhibitor activity involved in apoptotic process; ATP binding. The transcript is spliced from 2 exons. Gene Ontology annotation, biological process: detection of bacterium; pyroptotic inflammatory response; inflammatory response. The record is from RefSeq and is a predicted model, not a curated record. The annotation marks the transcript as partial. Gene Ontology annotation, cellular component: IPAF inflammasome complex.
CCCCAAAGGAGACCAUUGUGUACACUAAGAAGUGUCGCGUGUAACUUUCACAGAGGUCAGUGGUUACUGCACCACUUGGAACGACUUGGAUUGUUGACUUUUCAUGAAAUUGCUCCAAUGGUUGUUAUCGUGGAACCAGCUUUACAUGGGCUUGGUCGCUACUUCCAACAGAUGGAGCAAGGACAACAGAUCACUGUACUGGAGAGCAUGCAGUAUGAAUGGAUGCGUGUAAGGAGCUUCUGGUCCUUUCCCAGAAAUGCUGGAGUGUCCUACCUAUAUUUGGCAAGGAUAGGGUUUUUCUACACGGGUAGAGUGUCGGAGACCUGCUGCUAUAGCUGUGGACAGAUCUACAGAGAAUGGAGGGAGGGAGAUAACCCACUAGAAAUUCACCGACGGAUAUCUCCACAUUGUCUGCACCUCAAUGACGGUGAUGCUCGAAAUAUGCCCAUCUAUGCAGAUGUCAUUAACCAGUGGCCUGCCAUACCAUGGGAACCGCUUUUGGAGGAGGCAGCAAGACCACCAGUUGAUGAGGAGCCUGCUGACCUACCCGAAGCAGAAGCUUUGGACAGGGACACUGCAACUGUAGAUACCAGAA